Molecule: messenger RNA, 516 nt
Organism: Apiotrichum porosum
Lineage: Eukaryota; Fungi; Basidiomycota; Tremellomycetes; Trichosporonales; Trichosporonaceae
Exons: 5
Coding region: 1-516 (171 amino acids)
Molecular function (GO): fatty acyl-CoA hydrolase activity
Source: RefSeq, a predicted model, not a curated record
AUGAUCCCGUUCACUGAAGACGCUGCCGACAUGGCCAUGGGUUUCCUCGACCACAUCCCGUGGGGAUCGCACAUGCACCACACUAUCAAGCCCGUCGAGAUGGACCCCGUGCCCGAAAUCAAUGCCAAGGGCGGACGCACUAUCCCUCCGCAGGGAUGGCACACGGUGUACUCGGUGGUGGUCACUGAGGACAUGUGCAACCCGAUGCAGAACCUCCAUGGCGCGUGCUCGGCCUGUCUGGUAGACUCCGUAUCGUCGGCUUCCAUGUCCCUCCUCGCUACUGAGUCAUUCUGGGCGCCCCCCAUGCUCUCGGGCGUCUCGGUGACCCUUGACAUGCAGUACCUCAACCCUGCUCCAUGUGGCCGCAAGUUGCGCCUGACGUGCAUUGUCGAGCACAUGACUACCAGCAUGGCCAACAUCCGCGUAGUGCUCGCCGACUGGGACACGGGCGUGCGCUUCGCGUCGGGCGUCCACGUCAAGACAUGGCGUGGUGCUAUUGUCAAGGCCAAGCUUUAG